Messenger RNA from Prosopis cineraria, 1016 nucleotides. Its product is annotated as peptidyl-prolyl cis-trans isomerase FKBP20-2, chloroplastic-like. Lineage: Eukaryota; Viridiplantae; Streptophyta; Magnoliopsida; Fabales; Fabaceae. The transcript is spliced from 7 exons. Gene Ontology annotation, molecular function: peptidyl-prolyl cis-trans isomerase activity. The record is from RefSeq and is a predicted model, not a curated record. The coding region runs from base 60 to 833 and encodes 257 amino acids.
GCCGAUUCAGGAUAACAUAAAGCAGCAACUGGAAACGGGUUUAAGGCUCCACGGCAGCCAUGCUUAUGGUAUCGUCGGCAAGCUCUCUCCUUCUGAAGCCCUCUUUCCCCUCAAUCUUCUCUUGUUCCACACAGAGAACUCUCUUUUCUCAAAGGAAACGACUAACUCAUGGCUGUACAAAUCAGAUUUCCAAAGAUUAUCCAGUGCAGGGUAGUGGCAUAUUACAUUCCACCGAAACAUUGAGGCGGAAAUUCAUACUUUCUGUUUUGGUCUCAACUAGUGUUUUUCCAAGUUUAUCUUCUUACGGGAAGACAAAGAGUAAGAACCCAUUUGAUGAAAAACGCUUGCUGGAACAAAAUAAGCGGGUACAGAAAGAAAAUAAUGCACCUGAAGACUUCCCAAAUUUUGUUAGAGAAGGUUUUGAAGUUAAGGUAGUAACAUCUGAUAGCUAUGUAAAGCGUGACUCAGGGCUUAUAUACCGAGAUUAUGAACUUGGGAAUGGUGAUUGCCCAAAGGAUGGUCAGCAGGUCACUUUUCACUACAUUGGCUAUAAUGAAUCUGGCCGUCGAAUUGACAGCACUUACUUACAGAAUUCUCCAGCCAGAAUCCGUUUGGGUACAAAAGCCUUAGUUCCAGGAUUUGAGGAAGGAAUCAGAGAUAUGAGACCAGGUGGGAAGAGAAGAAUCAUUAUUCCCCCUGAGCUUGGACCACCGGUAGGUCCAUCAACGUUUUUCAGCUCAAAACAGUUCGAGGUUUUUGACGUUGAAUUACUAAGUAUACAAAACUGUGAAAGGAGGACCAUCGCUUUUUACUCUGAUGUUGUAUGCAAUUAGAUUAAAUGCUUUUUUUAUCGUAUAUCAUUUACAGUGUAGGUUAUAUUUGUUUUUGUAAUGUUUUUCCCCAAAAAUAAAAAAAAAUGCUGUGGUGUAAAUUUUAUACACGAGAAACAAGCUUGAAAUUUAGAUCUUGAUGGGCGAUAGAAAUACAAACCAGGACUGAUUUCCACAGCAGUUGAA